AACAUCAGUACACAACAAAGAACACUUACAAUAAACAUUGAGACAAACAUUACAAAAAAAAAAAUAGGGGAAAAAUAAAAAAAAAAACAUAUAAAAAAUACACGCAUCUUGCGAUCAGACAGACAAUUUGCAUUCGGUUCCUACAUCGCCUGUAUAAUGAGUCAUAUAGCCACAGUUAGCACACUCAGACAUCCUAACAAAACCAGAGUCAAAAGUGCCAAAAAGAAUACUGAUUUUCAGCCAAUUGCACCUGUGCUGUUGGCCACCCGCGACUAUGGCCUACUUCGUGUGAAUAAUACCGCCUCGACGCCACAUCCAAAAAAAUACGAAGGCCUUGAUAUGGGCGCGCUGUCGGCUCGUCUUCAGGUGCAACAAAGAAAGGAAAUGAAUAGGGAGUCAAGUAUUGAGAAGAAUUUAGCCUCGGAUUUCAGCUACGAUUCGCACAGACGGAGUUUUAUUGGUCAUUUGUCACUUGGCACACCGCAUCCCAACAAGGCUGUGGCCAUGAAUCCUAAAGUACUCAAAAAACGAAUCGAUGACCUUAGCUUUGGGAGCAGUGGUUCGACCGAUAGCGAAAACACGCCAAUAUUACGAAGUCUUCGAUCUAUACUAGCAGGGCGCUACCCGCAAAAUGUCACAGAUAUGGCAAAUAAGAAGAGGGUAACCUUAGUGACUCCACGCAUAAUUCACAGAAAUAGAGAUGAGACAUCUGAGUUUAACCAGCACCGACAAUCGCUCUGUAAGGCCGAAUUCACAAUAGCCAGAUACGGCAAGAAAAUGAGCGACCAUAUAAUGCCAAAGCAAACAAAGAGCGUUACGAUUGAUACUAAUCUAAUAUUAAAGGACUUGGAGGCGACAGAGGAAAUUGAGUUGUAUAUUCAGCAACUUGGCUUCUCGGGCAGCCCGGCAGCAUCGAAAAUGAGAAUCGUAAACGUAAAUAAAAAGAUGUUAAGCAGUGUGAAGCAGGAUAUAGCAGAAUGGGUCAAAAAGAGAUCGACAUUACUCACUACACUUCCAUCUAAACACUUUAAGUGACCAAGCGGAAAUUUCAUUUCAAAAAUAUCGAGCAUAUUUUCGAAUUGAGAGGCGACUCUCCGGUUAGAAGACAUUCUCGCUAUUUUUCCAAUGCAAUUUCACCACAAGUAAACAAAUACUAAAAAAAAAAAACUACACUUAUAAACAAUGGCGUAAGUCGAAGUAUGAUUACUCAUCAUAAAUCGUGAAAUAAAACGCAAUCGAAAAACCAAA
Messenger RNA from Drosophila mojavensis, 1248 nucleotides. RefSeq lists its product as uncharacterized. The transcript has a single exon. NCBI's taxonomy places the organism in Eukaryota, Metazoa, Arthropoda, Insecta, Diptera, Drosophilidae. The record is from RefSeq and is a predicted model, not a curated record. Bases 157 to 1035 code for a protein of 292 amino acids.